GCUGCCCCCUAUUCUGCGACAAACAAAUAUAACCCCACUUUUACCAACACCCUGUCUUUUGAAAAUGCUCUUAUGAUACUUUUUACAUAUUUAAAGCAACAAUUCAAACAUAUCUGUUCUAUUUCCUGUUAACAAUGGAAGUUUGUUGAGCUAAUAUUAACGUGCCUUUAAUGAUUGUGUCUAGACGGGUCUUCAACAAUCAGGAAAAAACACCCAAAAAAUGGAUAGAAAAAUGAUAUAUGCCUUCCGAGGGUGGAUAGCCUUCGUUGCUUUCAUGGAUCUAGGUACGGCCGUGAGAAGUUAUAUAGAAAAACGGUCUUUUCUAAGCAAAGCUUUCUCAGACACAGAUUUUGUCGAUGAGGAAUAUACUACCUCAAGAAUACUGGGUGUUUACUCAAUUCUAAAAGCGUUGGCUUUGAUACAUUGCACCCUGUAUAUUCAUUAUAAACCGGUUGUCAGCAUGGGGAUUUUUUCCCUCUUGGUAACAAUCAUCAUGUACAUCACGGAAACUCUAUACUUCCGUGCGGCGACACUCAAUUUUUAUGUGGUUUUUCCGUGUGUUUUAAAUUGUGUCACUCUAGGGGGACUAAUCUAUUUGCCAAAGAGAUUGAGAAUCUGGGAUCCAUCACUGGAUUGUGAUGAUGAAAACGUGCAGCUCCUCAAACAAGCGGGGGCCAUGAAAAGAAGACGCCACAUCAGAAAAAACAAUUGAAAUACUUUUUAAUCUAUGCCAAAGAUGAGCUAGUCAUUUUAUACUCCUUUCUUUUUUAAUACAUAUAAUUUACUUCGUUAGGUACUGUAACUUGUAGUGAGAAUUUUUGACUCUUGUUGAUGCUUUUGCUGAAUAUAUUCACUAGGGAUUGUUUGUAGGACACUUUCAAGUUAAAAAUGUUGAAUGAAUGAAUAAAGAAAAUUUUGAAAUUUAUCCUAAAUGAA
Molecule: messenger RNA, 936 nt
Organism: Zophobas morio
Lineage: Eukaryota; Metazoa; Arthropoda; Insecta; Coleoptera; Tenebrionidae
Exons: 4
Coding region: 221-712 (163 amino acids)
Cellular component (GO): endoplasmic reticulum; membrane
Molecular function (GO): protein-macromolecule adaptor activity
Source: RefSeq, a predicted model, not a curated record